GCCACAGUAUGUUAAUUUUGCUGACUCAUUAAUUCUGUGGUCAUACCACAUCCUUGCAGUUCAAAAUAUAAAGCGGGGCAUCACAGUCAGUUUCAACAUUCAACAUCUGAUCAAACAAUUUCGAAGAAAUGUCCUGCCUGAGGAAUUUCAAUGUUUUCUUCUCAUGCAUGUUUCUCUUCAUCAUCCAACCAGGUCAUGGUUCUGAGAUUAUUGGAGGGAAAGAAGUCGAGCCACACUCACUGCCUUUCAUGGCUCAUGUGAGAAGUGAACGAUCUGCGUGUGGCGGGAUAUUAAUCGAUCCACAAUGGGUCCUGACAGCCGCCCACUGCAAAGAUAUGACUAUAGUGAUACUGGGAGCACACUCCCUCAGGAAUGUGGAAGUUGAUUCUUGGCAGGUCAGAGAGGUUGAGAAACGAUUUCCUCAUCCUGGCUAUUACAGUCCAUUCAAGGGCAAUGACCUCACGUUGCUCAAGCUGAAGGAACCAGUGAUGCUCACCAAGACAGUGAAAUGUCUCCAGUUGGGCAACACCGUCAAGGAGCCUCCAGCUGGCAGCAAAUGUAUGGUGGCUGGAUGGGGACGAACUGAAAGCAACCAACCAUCUGAUGUUCUCAUGUCUGCCAAUGUGACUGUGAUCGACAGAGAGACAUGCAACUCUUAUUAUUAUUAUACUGUUAUCACCAGUGACAUGAUAUGUGCUGGUUCAACUGGCAAAAAAAAGGUUGAUGUUUGUCGAGGGGAUUCAGGAGGGCCACUGUUGUGCGAUGGGGUGCUGGUUGGAGCUACUUCUUUUGGAAGGACGUGUGAGAGUAAAGAGAACGUACCGGGAGUCUACGCAUUUGUCUCAAACAAACAACUCAGCUGGAUCAAAGAAACAAUGAAGUCAUAUGAAAUGCCAUGAAUCCACAGGCAUCAAUACAUAUGAGCUAAGCAAGACAAAAAUAUUUUAUGCUUUUAUGGUUAAUCUGUCGCUGCUUUCACCAUAGAGGAUACACAUAUAUGAUAUCAGCCCCAUCAUGGUUAGUACUGUCCACUGCAGAAACAUAAAACCAAAUCUUCUUUGCAGCCUUUCUCUUGGACAAUCAUUGUAAAGGUUUGUGGAUUAUUUAAUUUUCCAGAAUUGCGUUUUGGCUGCUGUUGCUGUAGAGUCUACAUAAAUGUGGUUAUUUCUGAAAGAAUUUCUACAAGAACAGUUCCUAAAAUAAUUUCUUCUUGCAGUGAAAAAUGACCUUUACCCAUCUUUUAUUGUCUUACUUGUAAAAAAUACUGUUAAUACUGUUAACUAGAAAACUGAGUUAAAAAGAUUUGUUUAUGAAAACCCCCAAGAAACAUUUUUAUAUACCUUUUACAUUUUCUACUUUCUAAUAAAGCUAACAGC
Molecule: messenger RNA, 1376 nt
Organism: Pundamilia nyererei
Lineage: Eukaryota; Metazoa; Chordata; Actinopteri; Cichliformes; Cichlidae
Product: granzyme A-like
Exons: 5
Coding region: 129-899 (256 amino acids)
Biological process (GO): proteolysis
Molecular function (GO): serine-type endopeptidase activity
Source: RefSeq, a predicted model, not a curated record